AUGGCCGACGUCGAAAGCGAUCACAGCGAGGACAGCCUUUUCGACGGGAGUGAGCUGCUUGACACUUGCACACACCUCCAAAACCUCCCAAUCGUACACCAAUUCCCUCCAAUAAACAUCCCAGGGCUGCACCUCGACCAAGAAGCUAUUUCCCCCGAGACACAAUCUCAAAUUCUCUCACAGCUCUCUUUCGACCCACCCAGCGUAACACAGCAUGUCAUUUUUGGUACUCUGCCGCCUUUCUUGGGGUGUUUAGUGGAGCAGCUUAGAGUGCGAGCACAGAGCUACAUAUGCCUAAACACGCACACCAAGUUAUUCAACCAAGUGGACAAUCGGCAGUGCAUAAUUAAUGUUUAUGGCUACAACGAGUCACCUAGUGCUUAUUACCUCCCUCAGCAUACGGACCUUGAGUGCUUUGGCGAGGGCGUUAUUAUACUCAGUUUAGGCAGCAGUAUUGCUAUGAAGUUUGAGAGUCUUGCAGAUGGUGCAAACGACUCUUUCGAACUCCUCCUCAGACCUGGCAGCGUCCUUUAUUUGACAGACGACGCUCGCUAUCGCUGGACACACGGCAUUGCCCCACGCACAGUCGACAAUGUCCAUAAUGUCGGCCUAUUACAGCGAGGCGUUAGAGUUGGCGUAACGCUACGCUACUAUAAUGAGUGA
Wallemia ichthyophaga EXF-994 is the source of this 663-nucleotide messenger RNA. RefSeq lists its product as uncharacterized. Gene Ontology annotation, biological process: DNA damage response; fatty acid metabolic process. The transcript has a single exon. The record is from RefSeq and is a predicted model, not a curated record. Gene Ontology annotation, cellular component: mitochondrial matrix. Lineage: Eukaryota; Fungi; Basidiomycota; Wallemiomycetes; Wallemiales; Wallemiaceae. Bases 1 to 663 code for a protein of 220 amino acids.